AUGUGUGUCUCCGGAAUAGUGGAAGUCAACGCUGCGACACCUAAGAACCUGGUUUUCGACUAUGAGCUCCCAAAGAACCAAUCGCAGGCCGCUGAGUGGACUGUGGAUGGACUUACUGCAAGCUCUGGCCUUCCGGAUUCAGUCAUCACGGGUACGCAGAAUGUUGAAGGCACGUUUGAUAUCGGUGCAACUCUGUGUCUUCCAAAUAACAACACAAAGCCAUCGACCGUCCAGAUCCUGACGCAUGGUUUUGGUUUCGAUCGCUACUACUGGGUGAGAAGGCUCCACCCUGACUUUGCUCCAGGAUAUAGCUGGGUGGAUAUUGCCGCCCAGCACGGCUUUGCAACCCUCUACUAUGACCGCCUCGGCGUCGGCGAGUCAGAUACACCAGAUGCUCUCAACAUCGUGCAAGCACCGCUUGAAGUUGAAAUCGCCCAUCACCUCAUCUCAAUGCUCAAAUCCGGAUACUUCGGCCUCGAAUUCUCCAAAGUCGUAGGCGUUGGCCACUCGUUCGGCAGUGGUAUCACGCAGGGCGUCACAACACAAUACCCACAAGACCUCAACGCCGCAAUCUUAACCGGCUUCUCCCUAAACACAACAGGCCGAAACUCCUUCCUCGCGGCCCUCAAUCUCGAAAUAGCCUCACUCAACGCCCCUUACCGCUUCGCUUCAACUCCCCCCGGGUACCUCGUCUCUUCCACCAUAGUAUCCCAACAAAUCGCCUUCUUCAAAUCCCCCGGCUUCGACCCGGCCAUCCUCCAUUCCGUCGAAUCUUCAAAAGCUACCGGCACGAUCGGAGAAUUUUUCAGUUUGGGCGUCGUCGUUGCGCCCGCGACUGAAUUCGAGGGGCCGGUGGCUGUGAUCAAUGGUGUCAAUGAUUUACCUUUUUGCGCGGGGGAUUGUAGGUAUCCUGUGGAUCUGGCGGAGGCGGUACUGCCUGUGCUUUAUCCGGCGGCGAAAAAUAAGGAUACGUAUCUUGCUCCCAAUGCGGGUCAUGGGUUGAAUCAACAUUAUACUGCGGGUAGGGCUUUUGUGUUUGCGCAGGAGUUUUUGGAGAAAGUGUUGUAG
This is a messenger RNA of Pseudocercospora fijiensis CIRAD86, 1068 nucleotides long. RefSeq lists its product as uncharacterized. The transcript has 3 exons. The coding region runs from base 1 to 1068 and encodes 355 amino acids. Lineage: Eukaryota; Fungi; Ascomycota; Dothideomycetes; Mycosphaerellales; Mycosphaerellaceae. The record is from RefSeq and is a predicted model, not a curated record.